AUGAAUAGCAUGGGAAAACCUCACUGGGGAGGACCAGUUCGCAAAGGUGAGAAGACCAGCAUCGGUAACGCUGCAGAAGCCAAUGUCGAAGUCAGCAUCCAGCCUGAGUCUGGAAAGAAAGGACAGAGCACAGAUGAGGAAGGCUCUGGGUUGCAGCAGGCAGUGUGGGCAUCGGGGAGAAGAUCAAAGAAGUCAACGGGGCGUAGGGAAGCGUAUUAUGCAUGCCGGCGCAUAAAGCCCAAGAGAGACAACAUGAAAUGCCUCAUCGCACCUUCCAUCCUUGUGAGCAUCUUUCUAGUUCCCUCUCUGGCCCUGAUGAACAUCAGUGACAGCCAUCCUCUGGAUGGCUCUGUGGGGACCCAGACUAUUCAUAUCGAUGCCCUCCGAUGUAUGGUCAGCAUCCAAGACACCAACGUUUUGAGUGAAUGGAAUGGAAUCGUGAACUACAAGAAUGCCCUCCUGGCAGUUAAACUGUUUAGUAAGAUGGCCUGUGUCCUGGCCAAGAUGGACCUAGCAGUCUUCCCAAGUUUGGAUGAUAUUACUCAGGCCCUGGGCCAACAGGCUUCCGGUCACUACCCACCCACCCGAGGACUGACCUACACGGUUUUACACAGUCGAGUCAAAAACUUGGCGCAAUACGGAGUGCCUGUCAAGGACCUGUGCAGAGCGGUCCCCACCUACUUUGCCCAACAGCAAAAAGAAGGUACUGCCCUGGCGAUGGACCCAGACUCCUGUUCUGAACUCCAGUUUAUGUCCUUCAUGGGGCUGUCCAUCUGUGGUGAGAUUCCUGGGCUCUGAACCUCUACAUCAGCCAUGUGAAGAUCAGAUAUGCCUGCUCCAGCCUCUGCCUGUGGAAAGCAGCUCUUUCCAGUCAGUCCUCUGCCUUCUGGCUUUCCAUACAACACAAGCCCUGUAAUCUGGAGUGGG
Peromyscus leucopus (white-footed mouse) is the source of this 927-nucleotide messenger RNA. RefSeq names its product gastrokine-3-like. Gene Ontology annotation, biological process: regulation of cell population proliferation. The coding region runs from base 1 to 798 and encodes 265 amino acids. The transcript has 7 exons. The record is from RefSeq and is a predicted model, not a curated record. NCBI's taxonomy places the organism in Eukaryota, Metazoa, Chordata, Mammalia, Rodentia, Cricetidae.